Lineus longissimus is the source of this 7426-nucleotide messenger RNA. RefSeq names its product guanine nucleotide exchange factor DBS-like. The transcript is spliced from 21 exons. Gene Ontology annotation, molecular function: protein binding; guanyl-nucleotide exchange factor activity. The record is from RefSeq and is a predicted model, not a curated record. Lineage: Eukaryota; Metazoa; Nemertea; Pilidiophora; Heteronemertea; Lineidae. Gene Ontology annotation, biological process: intracellular signal transduction. Gene Ontology annotation, cellular component: cytoplasm. Bases 702 to 4181 code for a protein of 1159 amino acids.
CUUUGACCUGACCCAUCUCCUACAUCAUGAUACAGCCGUGCCUUGGUGAUUGAUUUGUCCUACUCAGAUGACCCUUGAUUUGAUCCACCGCUCCCACACUCAUAAAGACUGACAGGCGAUUUAUUACAGAUUUUACGAUUUCUCCGAUUCUGUCAUAUCUGAGGGCGAGAUAUCUGAUUUCGUGUAGGACGCUCACUUAUUGGGAUCAGUAGUUUCUAUUUUCAAUGUAGUCUAUAACAUUUCUCAACUAUUGAUAAAUGGUUCUUUCAGUGGGAUGUACUUUUCAAUUCCGUGGGUGUACUGGUUCUUCUCACACUAGUACUCGUAGUAGGCAUUUGUGGAUUGGUUGGCUUUCUGUUCUCAAGUGUGUUGAUUCAAAUUAAAGAGGGGCAAAGAAGGAUUUCUCUCAAGUGAUAUUGUGACUAUUAUUGCAAUAGCUUUGAUUUUACAUGUAGUUAGUGAUACAAUACGUUAAAGUCAGAAAUACUCACUGGAUCAGAUGUGUUGCCUGUAACUAUGGAUACCAUGACAGAACUUCUCUCAAUGACCUUGACAAAGGUCACAAGUGACUCAGUGACCUUGACAAAGGUCACAAGUGACUCAAUGACCUCUACGAAGGUCGCAAGUGAAAUUUGACCAUUGCCUCGUUAGAAUAGACUUGUGAUAUCUGUUGCAAUAAUUUGGAUAUAGUCUGUGAUAAAAUGGCUGCGUUCAGUUUUGAUAUGAUUCCAUGUUGGCCGUGGUUGAUGGAUCUAUUCUCGUUCAUUACGGACCAGGAGGAGGAGGAGGAGGUUCAGGACCUGGAACACCAAGAAUAUGUUAUGGCACAGAGUGACCCGUGUGGUGACCUGACGGUCCUUGAUGUCGCCGACCUCCUGCAUGCCAGAUACUCUUUCAUAUCAGGGGGUAAAGAUCGCUAUGGCCACACCCUCAUCACGUUCCCCGACAAUCCAACCGCACCUGAACUCAGCGAGGAGCAGUACAGAAAGGUCGUCAACUAUCUGACAUGUGUGCCAUCCUUUAUGUCUGACCCCGAUGGAGAACUCGAGGGUUAUAAUGUCGGCUUCUCCCUGAUCGUCGAUCGGCGCCAGGACCGAUGGAGCUCCGUCAAAGCCAUACUUUGCAAGAUCUCAGGUUAUUUCCCAGCUGAUCUCCAUGUUGUGUUCAUACUGCGACCGAAGGGCUUCUUCCAGCGCGCCAUCUCAGAUAUGGGCUUCAAGUUCGUCAAAGAUGAAUACAAAUUUCAGGUUGUAAUGUGUCAUAGCAUUGAGGAACUCCAUCAACACAUCGACAGGAAUCAGCUGACCAAAGAUCUGGGCGGGAAUAUCAAACAUGAUGAGAAAGAAUGGAUUCAACAUAGACUUGCCAUAGAGAAAUUCUCUGCCAACACGAAGAAUAUCUCGCAAACAUUGACGGCGUUCAUUCAACGACUUCGAGAAACCGAGCUUCCAAAUGACGUUCAGGGAACUUUAGAUUUGAUACACGAGCAUAACCUUGAGAAAAAAGAGGUAUUCGAGGACAUGAACAGUGCGACAGAACACGGUGAGGCGUUAUUAAACUGCAUCAAGAAUCCAUGUAUACCAGUCGAUGAUGACGAGUAUGAAGUCAACUCGGACAUGUUGGUACAUGUUGUGGUGGUUCAACGGUUACUCACCCAACUACAAGAGACGGUCAACAACUGCCUACACUUCUGGGCAAAACAUGACAUGAAACUCCACCAGUGUCAUCAACUGCGGAAAUUUGAGGAAGCUUUCAAGCAGUUACAGUACAUUCUUAACAACCAAAUCGAGGAAUUGAAGCGGUUGACGGAUCCCGGCGACUCACUGCAGCGGGUCGAAACGUAUCUCAGGAAGUUAGAGGAAAUCCAUAAAGAAUCUAAGGAGCCUUUAGAGAAGGCUGAAGAACUACAACAGGAGGGCGAGAAAUUCAUAGCAGACGAACACUAUGCCGUGGAUUGUAUCAUGCCGAAGUGUUCCGAACUGGAACGCAUGUAUAAGGAGCAUCGAAGUUUGUACGAAGCUCGAAAGGAGAUGCUGGAGACGUCGUUAGAACUCCAGCAGCGAAUCGACAAGGCCAGUAAAUGGUGCACUAAAGGCGUGGACCUCCUCGCGACGCAACAGAUUGAAAAAUGUCAAACACAGGAUGGCGCUGGCGCGGCUGUGAGUGAUAUCGAGGCGUUCCUGAUCACCGCUAGGGAGUUGAAUCUCAGCAACCCUAAGGAAUUCCGGAAGAAGUUUGAUAUCAUUCUUACACCUGAGUCACGGAAUACUGUCCAGAAUGUCCUAAAAAGAAUUGAUGACGUUCAAAACAUGUGUGAGAAGCGCCGCGACAGUCUCAAGAAGGUUGCAACAAAACUGAAAGAGAGGCCGAUCCAGGCCGUCAUCCCAGAACCCGCCACGCCGAUCCUGACAAACCCACCGACGCAUAAUAUCAACCCACCGCCGAACAUGCGACCGCCUCAACGGUCGAUAACGGAUUAUGAAAUCCGACGGAAGACGCCGAAGCAUGAAGUGGCAGCAAGGAAGUCGCGCAGUAUUGACCAGAGAAGUAGUAGAAUACGUGUUCAGAUCUUACGAGAUUAUGACGGUACCGCUACAAAAGACGGCAACGAGAGCAGCACGUCAUUGGACAGUGACAUGGAGCUGAACCCAGACACAGUCAGCGACAAGCGCGGUCAUGUCAUGAAAGAGUUAAUCGACACGGAGAGGAUCUAUGUCUCAGAACUUAGCAGUAUUAUUGAGGGUUACAUUCUUGAGAUGGACAACCCAGACCUACAGGACAUGAUACCUGCAGAAUUGAUACAGAACAAAGAUAUCUUAUUUGGGAACUUGGAGGAGAUAUAUGAAUUUCACAAUGGUUUCUUUCUGAAAGAACUUGAGAACUGCCGGAACACGCCGGCGUUAGUCGGGAAGUGUUUUGUCGAUCGUAAGGAGGAGUUCGAGAUCUAUAGCUUAUACUGCCAGAACAAACCGCAAGCUGAGUCAAUACGCAAACUCAUUGGAGAUAAUAAUCUUUUCUUCAAGGAGUGUCAGAAAAAGCUCGGCCACAAACUGCCCCUUAGUGCGUACUUACUCAAACCUGUUCAGAGGAUCACCAAGUACCAACUACUGCUGAAGGAAAUGUUGAAAUAUACAAAGAACCAAGUUGGAAACAUGGAGCUACAGGAAGCUGUGGAUACUAUGCUGACCGUCUUGAAAUAUGUGAACGACCUCAUGCAUGCGUUGGCUAUUUCAGGAUUCACAGGCAACCAAGAAGACCUGGGCCGCUUCCUGAUGCAGGGACAAUUCUACGUCUGGCAGAAACAUGAAAAAGACAAAAUCCGAGACUUCCGAUUCAAGCCGCAAAAUCGUAACGUUUUCCUUUACCAGAGGGCGUUGAUGUUCUGUAAGAAACUCGAAGAUCCCAACAAUAUCGAGAAAGUGCAGUACGUCUUCAAAAAUCUUGUCAAGACUGCUCAAAUCGGCAUGACCGAAAACGUCAAAACAGACAAAAAGAAAUUCGAAGUCUGGUUACAUGGGCGGUCCGAGGUUUACAUCCUGCAGGCGCCUAAUAUGGAUGAAAAGGCGCGCUGGGUGAAGGAGAUCAAGAAAGUGUUACUGUUCCAGUUUGAGAGUUUGAAGGAGCAGCAGGAGCGGAUCAGGAAGGGCUCGAUUAUGGCAUUGAAUACGGAGAUUGACGUCAAAACAAAUCUCCAGAAAUCCGCCAACGCAGUGAACAACAACAACAUGGGUAGCACGACGCGAGUCAAUGAAUUGGAUGGAUUCUCCGACGAUGGUUGGUCAAGUGAUGAGUUUGACUCCUCAGAACAGGACAAUGAAGGCCACCUCUUUCCAAGUCCUAGUGAUAAUACGGGCUCCCUUCAACAGUACAUGGUAUUAGCCGACUACGACAAAGUAGAUGACCAAGAGGUCGGUCUAAAAGAGGGCGACGUUGUUGAAGUGAUAAAGUGUGGCAAUGACGGAUGGUGGUAUGUCCAUGUGGUGCGGACAGCAGAAGAGGGAUGGGCACCGGCAAGUUAUCUCGACUGUAUGUCGAGGGUCGCGUCCAGGUCAACACUCUCUGUUAGUAGUUUAGAAUCAGGAAACGGCAACGGGAAUGGUAACGGCGGCCUCUUCCCUACAAGCAGCAGAAACAGUAUCACAAGCACUGUCAGUAUGACGAUAUUAGAGGACACAGUCUAAUAAGCUCCCCUUGGAAUGUGCAUGAGGAUUCCUGCACAAUCGUUGGGCUUGGCUGGGUGUGAAAUGUGUGAACAUGACGCCUCUUUUGAACCAUUUGCACGCUUUUGAAGCCUUGAACUGGAUAAGGUGUACUGCUGUUUGGGUGUAUCUAAGUACCUUGAUGGACAGAAACAAUCAAAAGUUUAGUUAGUGUAGAAAACUGUGUGGAGGACAUUUGGAUUUUCCUAGGUGGCAUCGAAGAAGUUAGUAUGAGUGGAUGGAUUGGCAGCUGGCAAUCAUGACAGCUGAAAAAGGCCAGUGGCAACUGCAUAUGCUUCCUUGCCCAGUGUGUCAGAUAACUUGGUUAUGAUAAGGGGUCCCCCGUUGGCUCGAAAAGAGAUACACAUAGUUUGUAUGCUACCCUUCUCAGCUUUACAGUGUUUUGCUAUUUCUACUGAAGAAGCUUCUGCGUUGGUUGUGCUGCGAAAUCAGGUUAUCUGGCACACCGACAGCUGCUGAAUUCAGAGUGCAGGGAUUUACAGUCGCAAACAUAUACAAUAUUAUGCAACGCAAUCAUGUAUCAUCAUGUUAGUAAUCAUUUACCUCAACCUUGUCAUGACUAUCUGUACGAUUCAACAAAGCUGGCAAAGCUGUGUUGAAGGAAGUUGACUUUGACCUGUGCUGAAGUUCAGUUCUGUAUUGGACUAAAGUGCUGUAUUUCAACCUCUUUGGCCAAAGUCAACUGGCAUUACAGCGCUUUUGACAAAAACUAGUUUUCUGACAUGUGGCCUGCUUUCAUCACCAUCUAAUGUAAUCAUGUAGCGUUUUGAUGCCAUUGUUGUUGGGUAUUAUUCAUCCAUCCUGUUACUCUUGUUACAACUACACUGUUACUACUGUUACCAUAGCAACAUCAGAUAACAUCUGGGCGAAGCAGUCAAUGUAGAUGCUGUAAAUUGCUUGAUAAAAAUUCUUGUAGACAGUAGAAUUGCUGAAGAACUUCACAUAAAGAUCUUUGUUUUUCCAGCUUCUGUUUUGUUCAUAGUUUUACUUUGACAGAUUUUAAAAUAUUUUAUUUUUACAAAUGCUGACAGUCAAGUUUGGAUUCUUGACCACCAAUGAAUGAUAUAGUGAUUGGAUGAAAAUAUUGUGCUGACAUAAAAAAUGCACUUUUUCUCGACAGUAAAAAAGACCCCUAACAGAGUUCUUCUCAUAAACUUUUCGUUCAAAAAUUUGACCAAUGACAGUCAAAUAGUUUUCGUAACCGCUGAAGUAUGAGGCCUGUCUCUAUCCUCAGCCUGUUGGCGUCUUGUUUUAAACGAUACGCCAGCGACAGAAGAAUUUCUGAUGGGGGUCUUUUGUGGAAUAAAAUAUUCAUGCUACAUAUUCAGAGGUCUCAAAUCUUUCUAAUUCAUUCUGGUUAAGUCAUGAUACUCUAGCCAUUACCUUACUGACUAUGGAUACAAUCAGCUAUUUCUAUGGCCUAAGUUUUGUGAAACACCCUGUAUAACUCAACUUUACAGCUGAUCUGACCAUUCUUGGUGCACCCUGUAUAUUUAUGUAAUCUAACGCAGCCGUCUUUGGCUCAGUUUAAUUUUGUAAGUUUAUAUAUCACUUUGUGUUCAAGUAAUCUGCUCUGUUGCUGCAUCUGGCGUAAAUCUUACCGUGCAUCUUAACUCGCAUUGCACAGGGCGCACCAAAAAAUUAUCCAUUUGUAACGUGUGUCUUUGCUCUUUUAUGUUUUUAGUCAAGUUUAUUUUCAUUCACAUUCCUAUUUUUAGUAUGUAACUUAUGUAACGGCUAGUGUACUUGAAUAUAGGAUUAAUUUAAUCUCUGUUUUAAUAGCCCGAGUCAGGCACAUUUUGGACAGAACAGUACUGCUCUGAGGUCUUUCUGUUCUGUUCUGAUGUUUGACAAUCAGAAAGGUUUAAUAGCUACCAAUUCUCCAUAUUGUUUUGAUUUCAAAAAUCAAGAAAAUAAGUUAGUGAUUGAUUUUUUAGAAUAUUUAUACAAAGUUGGCGAGAUAUAAAUUUGAAUGAAGUGUCAUGAGUGAUUUUCAAAUAUUAUACUAAAUUAUUAGAAUUUUAUCAAAUUAUCAAUAUUUUUUAAUAUCCGGCCCAAUUCAUUGUGAUUUUUUGUCAUCUUGUGUAAGUGCUUAAUUCACAUGUUGACUUCAUUAAGAAUGAGGAUAUAGAUUUGUGAGUGUAUUUUGUGUGCAUGAUCCGUGAUUGGACUCAUGUAUUCAGUACAUUUCAGUUGAAAUGAACAUUUCAAUUGAAAUGGAAGUGCUAAUCAAUUUCAGUUCAUUUUAUCUAAUCUUUCACGCUCAGGUAAAAAUGAACUGAAAAUUAAUACACAUCGUCCCCAGGUUCUCUCAAUCAGGUCAGUAGUGCAUGUAGCACAUGUGUCUUACAUGUAGGUGUAGUGGGUGUAUGUAGGGAGGCAACCUUGGGACGAGGUAAAAUUUGAUCAUUUCACAUGAUUCUGUGAUAAAAGUUUUCAUUUGUCUGAUUAACAUUAUCGCUUCUGUCUUUAAAUAUUUUGUCAAAUUUGGGAGUAAUACCCAAUUGUUCUAAGUGACGUGGCUUUAGUUAAUGUUGUUUUUGAAAUUCGUCUUAGUUGUAAAUGGUUUUCUAGGUCUUUUAAAGGGGGACUAUAGGCAGGAAGCACGAGGCCAAAUGAGUAAUCGCCCGGUAUUGAUAUGCACCGUUACUAAAAUGGCUCUGAUUUCAUUUUGUGAUGAAAAUGUUUCUUGUACAAUCAUGUAUUGUACUGUACACUGGUGGAUCGACUUUUUUAACUUAAUCUUGCCCCUGCCUUUGUCUCCCUUUAAAAGGAUUAGUAAUUGCAAUGACUGGGAUGUAUAAUUGUGCAUCACAGCUAAAAGUAGUUGCACCUAGUCCUUUCUCUUUAUCCCUAUGUGUCAUUUUGGUACCGGUGCACCAUAAUGUUAGUGCCAAGUUAACUAUCACUGUAAACUCCUCAUUUUCGCAGCAUUACAUGUUCUCGAAAACAUCAUUUCAGUUUUUGCAUUAUUACUGCAAGUAGGUGCGCUUUCCAAUGAUAAAACAGAAAAUCUAAAUGGUUAAAUCUUGAAUGACUUCAUCUCACUCUAAGCAGGACCACUGCCCCUGUGUACUGUACUAUAGAUAUGUGCAGUAGUAAGCUGGUGUGCAUCUGGUCAUAAUGAAUACUUUUGACUUAUUGUGUGUAAAUAUUGGGAGCUAAGCUUGUACAUAUCACUGUGAAUAAAUAUUUAUCAACAAGAG